AUGACGUCCAACAUUCGCUUCAAUGCCAUGGUCGACACGAUUACAAGAGAUGGGAAGGCAACCGGCCCUGUUUUGGGGAUGGUGCCCCGCAGUCGACGUGGCUAUGUUCCUGUGACGAGUUGCGAUGAGCUCAGUUUCGUUCUCAGUGGUGUACUGAUGAGAAUUAUCGCAAGCAAGGGACUUGGAAGCCAGCAAUUAAUCCAAGACCAAUCAUUCUUAUGCCUAGAGAUGGACCAGUGUUGGAUUGACUACCGUGAAAGCAAUCGGCAUCAGCAUAUAUCCUAG
Molecule: messenger RNA, 285 nt
Organism: Fusarium pseudograminearum CS3096
Lineage: Eukaryota; Fungi; Ascomycota; Sordariomycetes; Hypocreales; Nectriaceae
Exons: 3
Coding region: 1-285 (94 amino acids)
Source: RefSeq, a predicted model, not a curated record